CAUGGUCCUUUGCCAUGGCAGCCUGGACACAAAGAGACCAGAAGAGAAAGAGGGGUAAGGUGGCUCCUCACCACCACCACCCCCUGCCACUUUUAAUGUAGUAAAGCAUUCCACGAUUAGACUUAGAACCAAGGAAAUAAUGGGACCAGUGACUAAAAGCUUGACGAAAGAGAGAAUUUUUAAGGACCAUCUUAAAGGAAGUAAGAGAGAGGUGGUUCAAGGAGAGAAUUCCAGAACUUAGGCCCCAGACAUCUGAAGGCAUGACCAAUGAUGGAGUGAUUAAAAUCCAGUAUGUUCAGCAAGAGGCCAGAAUUCAGCCAGUAGAGUUGAACGAUCUCAAAGUUGCAGAUGGGAGUCCAGCCAGGCAGACAUUGGAAUAGCCAAAUCGAGUGGUACGUUUGUGACACAGAAUUGCUGCCAACAUGCCUGCAGCCGCUGUUUGUUCAGAGUCACCUGGAUGUGGGGACCCGUGCGUUCCUCAGGCAGUGCUCCGAGAAAUCUAGCUGGCUUUUUGUUCAGAUUUAUUACUCCCUCGUCACCUCUGUGUUUGGCCUAUUCAUGUCGAAGACUUCUAUCAACGGGUUGUUGGGAAGAGGAUCAAUGUUCGUCUUCUCUGAGGAGCAGUUCCUUCAGCUGCUGAGGAUGGGACCAGACUGGAAGGCAACCAGGGUGCUUGAUCUUGGAGCUGGAGAUGGAGAGGUUACUAAAAUCAUCAGCCCCCAUUUUGAAGAGGUCUAUGUGACUGAAGUGUCUCCCACCAUGAAAUGGCAACUUAAAAAGAAACAGUACAGAGUCCUGGGGAUCGACGAAUGGCAGGAUACUGGUUUUCACUACAAUGUGAUUAGCUGCCUGAACUUGCUGGAUCGGUGUGAUCGGCCCCUGACCCUCCUGAAGGACAUCAGGAAUGUUCUGGAACCAAUUAAAGGCCGACUGAUACUGGCCGUGGUCUUGCCCUUCCAACCCUAUGUGGAAAAUGGUGGUAAGUGGGAGAGACCCUCGGAAUAUUUGGAAGUAACGGGAGAGACAUGGGAAGAGCAAGCGGCCAGUUUCAGUAAUGACGUGUUCAGCAAGGUGGGCUUUGCCAUCGAAUCCUUCACCCGGCUGCCAUAUUUGUGUGAAGGGGACCUCUACAAUGACCACUAUGUCCUGGAUGAUGUGGUGUUCAUUCUUAAACCAGUUUAAUGCUGCACUGCCCAGAUGUUUCAUAACAAAAGAACAAGACCUAAUUCCGAUCACCUAGAAUGGAUUCGAUUUUCUAAUCUGUCAAAUAAUGUUAAAACACAAAUUGUUUAAGUAUGCUCGAAUAUUUUGUGAAUUAUUUGAUAGGGAGAGUACAGUCUUUUAUAUAUCCAACUCUGUCCUUCUUGCCCAAAGUUAUUUCUGUUCCUCUGCCAAAAGGUUGUUCUUGGUUGUUGAAGUAUUUUCCCCAUUUAAUCCUCCCUCAUCUCUUUCUGCUGGACUGAGCAGAACACCCCAUGCCUCUCACUCCUCAAAGCUUCAUGUUUUGGUGAGGCAGAAGGUGGGAUUACCUGCUCUCCAGGGUUGGCCUGGUGUCUCCAGGAAUUAAAGGUUAAUCACCCAGACAGUACUGUCAACAGAAUGUGAGGAGGGGGGCAGUGGGGGUGUGCAGUGGUGUUGAACAAAAUCAUAGAAGCAUCUGCAAAAGAUAAUUGUGCUUUUCUCCCAUUUUCUUUGAAUACCUUUUUGUUUAUUAAUAUUGGGAAAUCAGGAGAUCAUGUGAGGAAACCUCCAGGGAUACCCAACCUAGAGGUGGCAACACUAGGGGUCGGUGAAGAUUUUGAUGGUGCUUCCACUCAUUCCAGGAGGUGGUUCUCUGCUGCCACAACAUGUCAACAAUGUCAGAACUGGAAAAAUUCAGCCAGAAACGAUCAUUCAAAAGGCAGUCCUGUACCUCAGUAUAACCACAAUGGCUGGACCAGUGCUGGCAAUGAGUUUAAUCUGAACCCAGUGAUGUGAAUGAUUUGUUGAAAACGUGCCUGAUAUUGUGUUCGACCAGUGUGCUGCUUUACUCAAAAAGCUUUAAAACCUGGUUCAGCUGUAAUGUACCUUCUGUAGGUUUUCACAGGAGGUGAUGAAUUGUAAUGGUUUGGGUUUAAAUGGAAUCGUUUAAACCAUCUCAAAUAUUUCACAAUGCCAGAUUUUACAAUUUAAUGAGCAGUCAUCUGAUUUUGUUACAAGAACUAAAUGUAAAUGUUUAAUAUUUUACAUUCAAAGUUUGAUUUUUUAAUCUUGUAGGUUAUUCACUUUGGAAAAAUGUAGACACAGUCAGAGGUGGACGUCAGGUGUCACCUGCAGGUGUAAGGGAUGGCCAAAUGUAGAUUUCCUCUAUUUGGUUCUUUAUAUAUUCUGUCUUGCCUACUGUUGCUGGAAUUGAAGAAGAAUAAACUUUCCUUACAUUUGAA
Molecule: messenger RNA, 2423 nt
Organism: Carcharodon carcharias (great white shark)
Lineage: Eukaryota; Metazoa; Chordata; Chondrichthyes; Lamniformes; Lamnidae
Gene: mettl9
Product: methyltransferase like 9
Exons: 5
Coding region: 349-1182 (277 amino acids)
Molecular function (GO): protein-L-histidine N-pros-methyltransferase activity
Source: RefSeq, a predicted model, not a curated record